AUGGCUAGACUCGAGGGAAAAGUCGCGAUCAUUACUGGAGCGGGGUCUGGGUUCGGAGAAGCCAUCGCACAUGGAUUUGUCGCUCAAGGCGCCCAUGUGAUAGUCGCAGAUAUCGCCGUUGAGGGAGGCAAGAGAGUCGUUCGAGAUAUUAUGGAUAAAAAACAUCCUGGCGGCGGAUCUGCUGCUUUUUUGGAGUUCAAUGUGACAAGCCGAAGUGCGUGGGAAAGUGGUCUGGCAUUUGCGAAAGAGAACUACGGGAAGCUCGAUAUCGUUGUCAACAACGCUGGCACAACAUACAGGAAGCAGCCCAGUGUGGACGUUUCGGAAGCGGACUUUGAUAAGAUCAUUGCCGUGAACGUUAAGGCAAUCUACCUAAGCGUGUCUGUAAUAAUGCCCUAUUUUCUCGAGAGGAAGUAUGGGGUUUACCUGAACACUUCUUCCGUGGCUGGAACUAGGGUGCGGCCCGGCCAAGUCUUCUACGGAGGCACCAAAGGAUUCUUAAACACGAUUACACAAGGCCUAGCGGCCGAGUACGGCCCGUGCGGCGUCCGCGUAAACUCUCUAUGUCCUCUAAGAGGCGCAACAGGACUCCUCGAGAUGUUCAGUGGCGUCGCCGAUACCCCUGAGGAAAGGGAGCGUUUUGCGUUAUCUGUGCCACUGAGGCGUAUGACAGAGCCCAAUGAUAUUGCGCAGGCGGCGAUAUAUCUGGCCAGCGAUGAGGCUACAUUCAUCACGGGUGUAAAUUUGCCGGUGGAUGAAGGACGCCUUGCAGUCUAG
Messenger RNA from Trichoderma breve, 777 nucleotides. RefSeq names its product enoyl-(Acyl carrier protein) reductase domain-containing protein. Gene Ontology annotation, molecular function: oxidoreductase activity. The transcript is spliced from 2 exons. The record is from RefSeq and is a predicted model, not a curated record. Bases 1 to 777 code for a protein of 258 amino acids. NCBI's taxonomy places the organism in Eukaryota, Fungi, Ascomycota, Sordariomycetes, Hypocreales, Hypocreaceae.